This is a messenger RNA of Klebsormidium nitens, 2500 nucleotides long. The record is from the annotation of a GenBank genome assembly. NCBI's taxonomy places the organism in Eukaryota, Viridiplantae, Streptophyta, Klebsormidiophyceae, Klebsormidiales, Klebsormidiaceae.
AUCAUUGAGUGGUCCGAGGGACGGCGAGUGUCCUCCCGCAACGCAUGCGUCGAUCUUUCAAUGGCAUGCAGGAGACUGCCGCAGGGUUCACGAAUCAGAAUGUACCUUGCAAGGGCACAUGGUGCAACGGCAGGGGGCAUCAUGCUUGCUGGCGAGAAUUAACCAAAUGGUCAAUGCUGAAUGAGCACUGCGACAAUCACCCUUUGCGAAUGGCGCUGCAAACGCUUUCAUUCUACAGUAGUACCGCCUGCUUAGGAUAGGUAUACAAUCACCCUCAAUUGAAAACUUCUCAUUCAAGAGCAAUCAUGCGUUGCAUGCAUCGCCAGAAAGCAGGACUUUACGAACCAUUUAAACGUUUAAACGGUCAGGGAGCUGGUCCUUGCCUGCACCAAGAAGAGGUUAACCAGAGUCGAAGCCGGGACGCUAGAGCUCUUACUCAAUGCACAAUCAUUGGGCCUUGUGGACAGAGCAACGAGGAGGUAUAAAGAGCGUCUUUCAAAUUCCCCCGGCCAUCUCAAACCAGCAGGCAGUUGCUCCUCUCUUUGAAAACACAUUCAGCAAACUGCCGCAGCACCACCUAUUUCAAAGCAGUACAGCGCUCCUUCCCAGCUGGUUUCCCAGACAGAUUUCCAGCUCCACUUUGCUGAGACCCUCUGGUGUCAAGCUGCUCGGCAAAGCAAUGGCGCACAUUGCGAUCGGGGGGCCCUUGUGUCUGCUGCUCGUGCUGGCCGCACUCGCCAGCCAUGUCUCUGCAGCUGACUCUGUGCUCGGAGCGUCCUUCAGUGCGUUCGGAGGAAACCGCAAGCUGCUGCAGUCUGGUUCUUCUGGCUCCACCGUCUUUGGUACCCCACCUGCGGGCACUUUGGUUGUGACCUGGAACCCGGUUCCAGCGAAGCACUCCGACAGCCCCGACUUUGGAAAAAUCACAAGCCCCCCGUACCAGUAUGACUGGUUGAACAUAUACCCCAUUUCGUCAAGCUGUGAGAACUGCACGGAUUUGUGGUUCUACCCCGUUGAGGCUUACGUGGCGGGCUCCAACGGCCAGAAGACGCAGCUGACGUCAUCAGGGGGCUGUGACAUCGCCACCCGGCAGUAUCCGGACCUUGGCAGUUUGUUCACCUCUUGCACCGGUUCCUUCAGCGUCCCCAACAACGGAACCCUCGCGGUAACCCAGGUUUGGGACCUGCUGGUCGCCUCAGACGAUCUGCAGUUCCAAGUUCCAACCCCGCUCGCCUACUUUAACUGCAUCGCGUUCUUCUUCGGGGGCGCUUCCACGCCUUCUGCGGGCCUCACGAACUUCCAGGCGUCCUUCGACACUGGGCCGAUCCCAAUCAAACCCUCGACGAGCAACAAUCUCCCCCCCACCUUCAGCAACAUCGGGUUCGAGUCGCUCCCAUUCACGGAGACGGGAGCGCUCACUUUCAAGAGCAUCAACAUGCGGCUGUCGUACGAUCCCCCCGUUCCCGUUCAAAGCUUUGGCUGGUCUCUCCCGUACACUCACUGCACUUUCUCGGGCGUCCAGAACGUGGCGGUUCAGAGCGUGGCGGUUCCGCCAGUCGCAGCUCCGCCAACGGGGCAACUUGUCGGAGGCACGUGUGACCCUCGGUCAUCAAAGCCCAACCAGUGCUUCAACGCGCCUGGCAACUCCUACGUGUGUUGCCCCGGCCAGUGCUCUGCCAAUCCCGGUCCCACUCCGGCAUGCGCGCCGCCCGCCCCUGCCACGCCCGGGGCGCUUCCGAUUGGGGGCACGUGCGACCCAAACUCCAACAAGCCCAACCAGUGCUUCAACGCUGACGGGAGCUCCUCCGUCUGCUGCCCCGGGCAGUGCCCGGCGAGUACUGGCGCAAGUCCCGCUUGCAGCUGAUCUGCGAGCGUAUAUGCUAUAUGAUAUUGAUCAUUGCCAGUCAACCACCUAUAGGCAGCCGCCCAUAACCAAUAAGGACCCAAGACCGGCACAACCCCACCGGCAUAUAUCGUUGCAUGCACGUACGGUAGUUGGUGCAGGAAAACUCCGUUGAAUACUUGUUCAUUGGAUAUCCGAUCGUCUCUACGACCACCUUGCUUGGAGGCAGGACUUCACCCUCUCAGUGAGGCGGCAGCGAAGUACUUACCCAACCUUCAGGCGCCGUCACGCUGGGAGCAGUUUUGUGGCGAGAAGAUUACGUAGUUUUACUAAUAUCUACUUGGCGCAUACGAUCAAGCAACGACUUAAUAAGUUAUUCAAUGAUUGGUACCGGGCCGGUGGAAAGCAAGUUCGGACCAUGCGUGGGACUAAUACCGUACACAACGUCUGUAAGUGUGCAAAGUAAGACACAGAUUAGUGAAGCACGCCAGACGGUCACUUAACGGGGCAUGCAAUAUACGCAGUACCUGUGGCCGGGCCAUCAUGGUAGGGGAAUGGCCGGAGACGCUCAGUUCGAAUCUAGCUUUAGUACGUUGCGCGAAAUUAUGCCAUGAUGCAAAAAGUCUGGAUGGUGUCUGGGUUUUCAAGUUUUCAAAC